CGAUGAUCCUCACGCAGUGCGCCGUCUGCGCCACGGACCUUGGCUUAACCAGGGGCAAAAAAUGCGGCCGCUGCAGUACGCGCUACUGUGGGCCCGCAUGCCAGAAACAACACUGGGAAGAGGGCGGCCACGACCAGCUCUGUAAGAAAAUAAAAAAAGCUGGCGGCGCUGAGCAAUAUAACGCAAAUAAGAAGUACACGGAGGUCGUUUCGGUCGCGGCGGAGGCUUGCGCGGAGGACACGAAGGGCCAGACGUGCUACAUCUGCACGCAGGCCCUUCACUCGAAAACGAAGGAGGGCCUCGUGCGCAUGUGUGCGUGCAGCGGAACGUCGGGCUUCGCGCACGUGUCGUGUCUGGCGGAGCAGGCGAAGAUUUUGGUUGCGGAGGCCGAGGAGAACAAUUUGGAGCAGCAACCGAGGUGGGAGCGGUGGCACAAGUGCGGCCUGUGCGAGCAAGAUUGCUACGGUAUCGUGCGGUGCGCGCUCGGGUGGGCGUGCUGGAAGACGUACUUGGGCCGGCCGGAGACGGACUGGCAUCGGACUGCCGCGAUAUCGGAGCAUGGGAAUGGUUUACUAGAAACAGGACUGUACGAGGACGCGCUGUCCGUGAAAGAGACCGAGUUGGCUACGUUGCGGCGCAUUGGCACAUUAGCACACAACAUCCUCGACGUACAGGGCAAUCUUGCGGUGACGUAUGCAAAGCUAGAGCGGCACGAAUUGGCCUUACGAAUGAAGCGAAUCGUUUACUCUGGAUACUUGAAGCUCAAGGGCGAGGAACAUACAGAUACCCUCAUAUCGGCCAACAACUACGUGGACUCCCUGAUCCAGCUACAGCGCUACAAAACAGUAAUGUCUUUGUUGCGCAAAACGCUGCCCAUAGCGCGACGCGUCCUCGGAGAGGAUCAUCAUCUCACGCUCCGGAUGCGCUUCAAUUACGCGAGGGCGCUCCACCAGGACCCCGCCGCCACGCUCGACGAUCGCCGCGAGUCCGUGACGACGCUCGAGGACGCGGAACGGACCGCGCGGCGCGUGUUCGGUGGCGCGCACCCGUUCGUAGAGCAGGUUGAACAUUUCUUGCGAGAGUCCCGAGGCCUCUUGCAUAAAAAGAGAAAAACCUCAGGCUAGGCUACUCCUUCCCCUCGUAACAGUACACACUAUCCUAGCACCGUAACAGUAACACGCGGCCCACCGA
Messenger RNA from Pelagomonas calceolata, 1191 nucleotides. The record is from the annotation of a GenBank genome assembly. NCBI's taxonomy places the organism in Eukaryota, Pelagophyceae, Pelagomonadales, Pelagomonadaceae.